Phytophthora nicotianae INRA-310 is the source of this 342-nucleotide messenger RNA. RefSeq lists its product as hypothetical. The transcript has a single exon. The record is from RefSeq and is a predicted model, not a curated record. Gene Ontology annotation, molecular function: cysteine-type peptidase activity. Lineage: Eukaryota; Oomycota; Peronosporomycetes; Peronosporales; Peronosporaceae. Gene Ontology annotation, biological process: proteolysis. Bases 1 to 342 code for a protein of 113 amino acids.
AUGAAGAGCGUGUUCCUAGGUGUGACGGGCGAAAACCUUUUAAUCCCAGUUAUCUGUGGAAGAAAUUACUGGUGUUCAAUUAUGCUUGACCUGACAGCUAAAGAAGUGUUUGUCUACGACCCGAUGAACUCGAGCUAUGGGGUGAAAGCCCGACUGCUCGCAGAGAAAUUGGUGGCAAUGCUGCCCAAUUUUGCUCCGAGGCAGUACUGGAUUCGACCGUACCGCAGCGAUUUUGAAGUGCAAGUGGAUAAUUAUAAUUGUGGUAUGUACAUGCUGUCAGGUUUUGAGGCCUUUGCUGGCACUGAAAGCCUUAGGUUAUUAAGUAGAAAGGAGCUGCAGUAG